AAUCUAACCCCUCGCUAUCCUUCAUUCCGCCGCCGUUCUCCGAGUUGCGACUUCAACCGUCUCUCCCCUUCUAGAUUAAUUUUACCCUCAAUCUCAAAUUAACGGUGGCCACUCCACACCCGUUCACUUCCUCUCCUGUCUUUCUUCUUCAUAGUAACGGUUUUGUGUUUAAUGGCCAUUCAUGAGCGUCGAUGAUCUCUCUUAUGAUUCCCACUACGCUUCUUCAAUUGCCUUUUUGGAUCAUUAACAGGCAUGAAGAUGAAGGUACCUAGGUACGGUAAGUCUGCCUAUAAUGGGAGAGGUGACAGAGCUGAUUCAUCAAGGUGGCCUGAAGUUGAAGGACCUCUUACGGUUAUUCUCUUUCAGGGAUGGAUGCUUGGUUUUAAGCCUCUUCCAGCUGACGUUGUUAAAGCAGUUGCUCCUCAGAUACUUACGGCACUUGGGUUAUGAGGUUACUUAUGUUCGGAAUUUUACUGAUGUUGAUGACAAGGUGAUUGACAGAGCUAACAAGUGUGGAGAGAACUCAUUAGCUUUGAGUAGUCGCUUUUGCGAGGAGUAUCUUGUAGAUAUGGCUUCUCUUCAGUGCCUUCUUCCCACUCACCAGCCUCGUGUCAGUGACCAUAUGGAGCUCAUUAUUAAGAUGAUUGAAAAGAUCAUUGAGAACGGGUGUGGGUAUGCAGUGGGUGGUGAUGUGUUCUUCUCUGUUGAUAAAUCACCAAAUUACGGUCAAUUAUCUGGGCAACGGCUGGAUCAUACUCAAGCUGGUAAGCGUGUUGCUGUUGACUCAAGAAAGCGCAAUCCUGCUGACUUUGCAUUAUGGAAGGCUGCAAAAACUGGUGAACCAAGUUGGGAGAGCCCUUGGGGUCCAGGAAGACCAGGAUGGCACAUUGAGUGCAGCGCCAUGAGUGCUCAUUACCUGUCUCCGAGAUUUGAUAUUCAUGGUGGUGGUGCAGACCUGAAAUUCCCGCACCAUGAGAAUGAGAUUGCACAGACAUGUGCUGCUUGUGAAGAUAGUGGUGUGAGUUAUUGGUUACAUAACGGACAUGUAACCAACAACAAUGUGAAGAUGGGGAAAUCUCUGAACAACUUUUAUACGAUCAGAGAGAUAACGGCAAAGUAUCAUCCACUGGCUUUGAGACACUUCUUGAUGAGUGCACAGUACCGUUCCCCUCUGAACUAUUUGGUGUGGCAGCUAGAGGGUUCAUCAGAUGACUUUGUGUCGCGGUAUUUGCCGGCGUAUAAGGCCUAUCUUCCAACUCUUUACACGGAAGGACCAAGCGGCUCGGACCCAGACCGUGUCCUUGCGAUAGAUAUCGAUGAAGAAAGGAACCCGAUACUUGCAAACUGACGGAAAUGCUGUCUCCAUUGCCUUAAAAUGUAUUACUCUUUGUAUGUAAGAGAGUAAACACUAUGCCACACGUUGUACUUCCAUUUAUCUUUUGACAUGCUAUUUGUUACAGUACUAUACUGCACAUAUAUUAUAUAUAUAUUUUUUGAUAAUUUAAUAUUGUUAUUUUAA
This is a messenger RNA of Camelina sativa (false flax), 1519 nucleotides long. Its product is annotated as cysteine--tRNA ligase 1, cytoplasmic. Gene Ontology annotation, molecular function: cysteine-tRNA ligase activity; ATP binding. NCBI's taxonomy places the organism in Eukaryota, Viridiplantae, Streptophyta, Magnoliopsida, Brassicales, Brassicaceae. The record is from RefSeq and is a predicted model, not a curated record. Gene Ontology annotation, biological process: cysteinyl-tRNA aminoacylation. Gene Ontology annotation, cellular component: cytoplasm.